This is a messenger RNA of Candoia aspera, 1403 nucleotides long. It is a transcript of the gene CALR3, whose product is annotated as calreticulin 3. Gene Ontology annotation, cellular component: endoplasmic reticulum; endoplasmic reticulum membrane. Gene Ontology annotation, molecular function: calcium ion binding. Bases 1 to 1347 code for a protein of 448 amino acids. Gene Ontology annotation, biological process: protein folding. Lineage: Eukaryota; Metazoa; Chordata; Lepidosauria; Squamata; Candoiidae. The transcript is spliced from 9 exons. The record is from RefSeq and is a predicted model, not a curated record.
AUGGGCAUCUCCCUGCGGGAAAGGCGGGAAAGUAAGCAAUCAAGAGCGAGCGGGCGAGCGUUCCUGAAUGCGCGUGGAACCGGAAGCUUAGAAUCGUUGGCCUCCGGCAGCCGUUUCCUCAACGUUAACUGUGUUCGCUGCCGUCUCGCGAUGGGACCGCUGUUGCUCGCCCUGAUCUUGGCUUUAGCUCUGCCUCUGCCAGCCCAUGGCGCCGUCUAUUUUCGGGAGCAGUUUCUGGACGGAGCAAAAUGGAAGGAGAGAUGGGUGCUCUCUCAGCAUAAAUCCAACUAUGGAAAGUUUAGGUUGACAGCUGGAAAUUUUUAUGGCGAUCGUGAAACUGAUAAAGGUCUGCAGACAAGUGAAAAUUCAAAGUUUUAUGCCAUCUCAUCACGAUUUAAACCAUUCAGCAAUAAAGGAAAAUCUUUGGUAAUUCAGUAUACAGUAAAGCAUGAACAGAAAAUUGAUUGUGGCGGUGGUUAUGUGAAAAUAUUUCCCUCUAGUCUGAACCAAAAGAACAUGAGUGGGGAAUCUCUGUACUACAUCAUGUUUGGGCCUGAUAUAUGUGGUUCUGAUACAAAGAAAGUCCACAUCAUUUUAAACUACAAGAACAAAGUUUAUCCUGUUAAGAAACAAAUUCGCUGCAAAGUGGAUGGAUUCACACACCUAUAUACACUGAUUUUAAAACCAGAUCACACAUAUAAAGUGAAAAUUGAUAAUAAAAUGGUUAUAUCAGGCAUUUUGGAAGAUGACUGGGACUUCUUGCCACCAAGGAGAAUAAAUGAUCCAGCAGUGAAGAAACCAGAGAACUGGGAUGAUGAAGCUGAAAUUGAUGAUCCAGAGGACACUAAGCCAGAGGAUUGGGAUAUUGCUGAAUACAUUGUUGACAACAGUGCUGAGAAACCUAAAGACUGGGAUGAUGCAGAACAGGGCACCUGGCAACCUCCUCUGCUCAAGAAUCCUCUCUACAGAGGGGAGUGGCAGCCCAGGAAAAUCCCAAAUCCAAACUACAAAGGCAUUUGGCCCCAUCCCCAGAUUGUGAAUCCCGAGUAUGCGCCAGACUCAAGCCUCUCUGUCUAUGAGAACAUCAGCGUCAUUGGUCUAGACCUUUGGCAGGUGAGAUCUGGAACUAUUUUUGAUAAUAUCUUGAUCACUGAUGAUGAAGACUAUGCAAAGAAAUUUGGUGAUGAAACGUGGGGCAAAACUAAGAACCCGGAACAGACAAUGAACAAGAAGCAAAUAGAGAAAGAAAAGAAAAGGGAACAGAGAAGAAGCGAGAAGAUGCCAAAAAAGAAACCACGUCAAAAGAACAAAUCUGAGAGAAUUGUAGCCCAGAAGGAGGAGCUCUGAUUCUUUUCGGAACUUAAAUUGGAGCAGGGAGAGAAAAACGUUAAGGGCUGGGGACC